AGUUAUUAUCGGGUUCCAGUGAAGUAUUGUGUCGUAUUGUGGUGACCCCGUUAUUUUUAAAUUAAAAUAACUUAAACACAAGAUUUAAAUUAUAUUAUACCACCAUGUCUCCAAAAACCGUGUUGUUAUCAAUAACGAUAUUGUUAUCAAUGGUGUACAAAUCCACAGCAAUCUACUGCUUCUACUGCAACAGUGCGAACAACUCAGCGUGCAUUGACCCCACUCAGUUCGACGACGAGAUGCGCGGACGCAUCAUACCGAUCAUCAACUGCGAUACAGCUGUGCCUAGGGUCAAUGAGUAUGCGUUCUUCUGCAGGAAGAUUGUGCAAACCAUCUACCAUCCCCACAAGGACUCAGAGCUUCGAGUGACCCGCGGCUGCGGCUGGGUGCGCCACGAGAAAGAUUGUUACCGCGCCGACAACCGAGACCAUCUCGAGACUGUCUGCCAAUGCUUUACUGAUCAUUGCAACAGUGCUGACUCUUUGAACUCCACUACGGCAUCAGCCUUCUUCGUGGCUCUGGCUGUGUGUUUGUAUUUUUACCGUUGAUGGAUAGAUAAGAAAUAAUUUUAGUGCUAGUGUAGGUAUGAGUAAGGUAGGUAAUGUGUAGUUAUAAAUAAAGUCAACUUUAAAUAUAAUUGUAAUUUAGAUAGUAGAUUGAAAUUUUGUUAAUGGAAAGCGAAGAAACUCGCUCACACUGCUGACUUGGUCUGAUUGACAGUUUAUUUUGAAGGUAAUCUACUUAAUAACCAUUUUAAAAAACAAACAUGUAUUUUAAAGCAGAACUUUUGAAGACCACUGCCAUAAUUUUCAUUUCUUAUAUGAGUCAAUGUUACUGUACAAUAUACAAGUCUAAUUUAAGUUAUAAAGUAAAUUUUAAAACUUAAAUAAAAGAGUUUAUUUGAAAAAAAA
Helicoverpa zea (corn earworm) is the source of this 911-nucleotide messenger RNA. RefSeq lists its product as uncharacterized. The transcript is spliced from 4 exons. The coding region runs from base 105 to 548 and encodes 147 amino acids. Gene Ontology annotation, biological process: regulation of synaptic transmission, cholinergic; positive regulation of voltage-gated potassium channel activity; sleep. NCBI's taxonomy places the organism in Eukaryota, Metazoa, Arthropoda, Insecta, Lepidoptera, Noctuidae. The record is from RefSeq and is a predicted model, not a curated record.